This is a messenger RNA of Ostreococcus lucimarinus CCE9901, 378 nucleotides long. RefSeq lists its product with no specific name. NCBI's taxonomy places the organism in Eukaryota, Viridiplantae, Chlorophyta, Mamiellophyceae, Mamiellales, Bathycoccaceae. Bases 1 to 378 code for a protein of 125 amino acids. The transcript has a single exon. The record is from RefSeq and is a predicted model, not a curated record.
AUGUCCCCGCCCCUCCGUCGCCUCGCGCGCCUCGUCCCGCGCGUCGCCGACGCGCGCGCGUUCGCGUCCGGCGCGGGCAAAGACGUCGUCCGCCGCGACUCGAGCGACGUCGCGUCGUCGUCGUCGUCGUCGGACGCCAAUCCUUGGCGACCGGUGGUGGACCGCGAGACGCGGCGCGUGUACUUUUGGAAUCCUCGCACCGGCGAAACCUCCGCGGUCGGCGCGCCGCGCCCCGCGACGGAAUUUUUAGCGGACGAUCCAGGCGCGUCCGCGCGCGAGGGAAUCGGGACGCAGAUCGGGUCGGCGUUCGCGAUGGGCGCGGGCGCGUCCCUCGGUUUCGCGGCGGUCGCCGUCGCGGCGAGAAUCGCGUUCGGUUGA